UUAUUACAGUCGGAGGAUAUUGACUGACGGAAUCACUGUUACAGGAUAUUGCAGCAUGAAGAAGGAGCAGGUCGUAAACUGUCAGUUCUCCGUUUGGUAUCCGAUUUUCAAGAAACAUACGAUUAAAAGUUUGAUUCUUCCGCUGCCUCAGAAUGUAAUAGAUUACUUGCUGGACGAUGGGACACUGGUAGUCUCUGGAAGCGAUCACAACACACAGCAGACAAACACUAACAACAGCGAUUCAGAGGCGGAGGAAGACGUUCAGUGGUCAGAUGAUGAGACAACCACCACUGUCACUGCUCCAGAGUUUCCCGAAUUCACCUCGAAAGUGCUGGAGGCCAUAAACUCUCUGGGUGGACGAGUUUUCCCCAAACUGAACUGGAGCGCGCCGCGGGAUGCCAACUGGAUCGCCCUGAACAGCUCGCUGGAGUCUCGCAGCCUCAGCGACAUUUUCCUGCUCUUUAAAAGUUCAGACUUCAUCACGCACGACCUCACGCAGCCAUUCCUGCAGUGCAGCGACCAGGACUCUCCUGAUCCGGUCAUCAACUAUGAGCUGGUCCUGAGAAAGUGGAGCGAGUUGAUUCCUGGAGGAGAGUUUCGCUGCUUCGUCAAAGAAAACAAGCUGAUCGCCAUCUCCCAGAGGGACUACACGCAGUAUUACCAGCACAUCCUGAAGCAGGAGGAGCAGAUCCGGCAGGCCAUCGGGGAUUUCUUCAGCCAGCACGUCCAGUACAACUUCCUGGAUGAAGACUUUGUGUUCGACGUCUACAGAGACAGCCUGGGGCGGGUGUGGCUCAUCGACCUGAACCCGUUCGGGGAGGUGACCGACUCGCUGCUCUUCACCUGGGACGAGCUGACGUCGGGCGGCGACGUCGCCCAGCGGCAGGACGGCCCGGCCUUCCGCUACACCACCAGCGAGGUGACGGUGCAGCCCAGCCCCUGCCUCAGCUACAGGAUCCCGCGGGACUUCGUGGACCUGUCCACCGGCGAGGACGCCUACAAACUCAUCGACUUCCUCAAACUGAAGAAAAGCCAGCAGGAGGAGUCCGAAGAGGAGGAGGAGGAGGAGGAGGAAGAGGCUCCGCAGUGACUUCUGCGCCAUCGGCUCUGCGUUUAAUGUCGUCUGCAUGAAGUCUGAGUUUCUUUCUUUCUUUUUCGUGUACAUUUCCAAGUGUAACCAUGACUCUGUAACAAGGACAAAUUCCACCCGCUCCAUGUAGGACAGUCUGCUUUUUUACUUUAAAACUAGAAUGUUUAAAGUGUGUGUAUCUUUAUUACUGCCUCAGUAGUGCUAGAUUUAAACGACACACACACACACACACACACACACACACGUCUUUGUGUUUGUGUGUGUUUGAGUCCGACAGACGUCUCUGUUUAACCCUGCAGCCCUUCAUCGCCCUCCUGCAUCCCUCACUGCCAAUUUCCCCUGAGCAGGUCUGACACGCUCAUCGCUCCCCGCCCGGCUCCGGGCGCUUGUUUUUAACCCCCCCCCCCCCCCCCCCCCCACACCACCCUCCUCCUUCCCAUCAUGCACCGCUGUAAAACCGUCGCCGGGAAAAACACCAUUAAACUCCUUGUCGUGUAUCGACUGCGCCGUGAAAACCGGCACAUUAGAAAUUGAUUGCGCCUCGACGCAGCGGCUCUCAUUACGCCGGGAGCUAAAUGAGCCGUGCGUGUUUGGCGGCGGCGGCGGCGGCGGGGCAGUUCAUUUGCUGCCUCUCCUCCGCCGGAGUGAUGGAGCAAUUACAGGGAGACGGAAAGAGCUCCCGCGGACAGGAAGCGGCGCGCACAGCCACAGAUUGUGCGGACGCUUCACAUUAAUCAUCAUUAUUAUGGAAAUGGAACCUGGCUGUAAACGCCGCGUCCAGACGGCGGAGGCGUCCCGGCUCCGUCCCAGAGCCCACCGGGAAAUCUGCCGCCGUGGGAAGAAGAAGAAGAAGAAGAAGCGUCGGGAGAUGAAUCACAGUUUACAACCGGAAAUGUUAUCAGAUGCUGGACUGCGCUGCUUUACGCUGAUUAUGAGAAAUAGAAAAUAGAGGAGAAUCUGUUCAGAUGAGAUCAGAAACAUGGAACGAAGAAGAGAAAAUGAGUCCAAAAAAAAUUAAGCAAAAAAAAACUGAAAGGUGAAAUAAA
Messenger RNA from Salarias fasciatus (jewelled blenny), 2136 nucleotides. It is a transcript of the gene cdc123, whose product is annotated as cell division cycle 123 homolog (S. cerevisiae). Gene Ontology annotation, cellular component: cytoplasm. Bases 56 to 1090 code for a protein of 344 amino acids. The record is from RefSeq and is a predicted model, not a curated record. Lineage: Eukaryota; Metazoa; Chordata; Actinopteri; Blenniiformes; Blenniidae. The transcript has 12 exons.